UUGUAUUGUAUAACAUCAUGUAUGCACGUUAGUGACCUUGUUCCUCUAAAAGAAUUGCACGAAUUGCAUAAAUUGGCUUUAUGUUUUUGUUCGAGGCAUAAAACUGUACGAUUAAUAUCUGACUUCUUUGAUAAAUAAAUGUUAUUGACUCUACGUCACGGUGCGUUUAUUUGUAAACUCAAAGUCUAUAAAAUCAAGUAUUACAAUGGCAACCCCUGUAUCUGCAACGUGCUAAUAACGCAGUAUGCUUUGAAAGUUACCCAUAAUGAGACGACUUAUCGUAAUCGCGUGCUUGAUCGCUCUGGCAAACUGCAAUUGUGGAUGUCUAAAGUGCAACCCCCACUUAAAGCUGGUCUCUAAAGACGAUUCACCGAUAGAAGUUAUAAUCAGAGGGGAUAAAAAUGUCCCUCAUCCCCCACAACAACACACCUGUCCCAUGAUGAGGCAAUAUUACCAAAGUUUAGGAUAUCCUUCGCUUGGCAAUGCGUUACCAGAAGGUCACAAUAUAGAAGUUCAAGUGCCAAUAGACCUGACACCAUAUCAACCCAAUUAUCAAGGUUUGGUAGCUUCGCCAGAUCGAGUUAUAUUACCUGAAAAGCAAUGUGUAAAAAGGAAACCUGUAGCGGUUCUACCGGAAUGCAAAUCCAACAAUCACGAAGUCAUUGAAGAUUUACGAAACAGUAGGAUGCUGAGGUACGAUUAUUAUAUUGUCCCUAAAGAAAACACCCUGUACACUGAUAACAACGGCAACAAACUGUUACAAAGAAUUCGCAAUUUGAAACCGGACGUGACAAUUCGUGUUCCAAAAGGAAUCAGAGAUAACGGUUGGAAUAAGAAUGAGAAAUCCCUACAAAAUAUUCCAUUAUGCUCUUGCAGAAAUUCAAACCCAAAUUCAGCGAACGUUAUUAAAAAACAACCUAUGUACUACUACAACCCCGUAAGAAAGGCACCGAUAUCACAAUUGCCGCCGUGUAGCCAGAGUCCUAUUUUCAACAAUGGCUUUAUGAGAAGUAGUCCCGUCGUUCAAGAAGAAGAACCAGAAAGUGCUUUGAGGAAUGGAAAUAGUAACUGUUGUUGUCAAAAAAAGUUGACAAACAGAGAAAGUGACUAUUCCUGGUUAAAUAAUCUAAAUGCCAAUGAUCCAAAGAAACGUAUCUUCAAUUCGAUCGAUAUGAUACUUCAAUAUAUGACAAAAUGGGUUGAAAUUAAAGGCGAUCCGCCCACGCAGAAACAGAGUCAGAUGACAUUCAUGAUAAAAGAAUCUGAAAUCAACGAGAAAUACAAAAUGUCGUUCCUUUGGAACGACUACUUACAUGAAGAACCAUUGAAAGAUAUGCAAAGCCUGAUUCCACUAGAAAAGAAACCGAUUCAGCAUCAGUCUCCACCCAAACUGGAAUUCAAUGAAAACCUUUUCUGGAAGAGCAAGGAAUCGGAAGAAAUAGAUGCUCUUAAUACUAAUAUUGUUGUUUCUGAAUCAUGCGAGUCAUCACCCAAUUUCAAUGUUGAGAUAUCCGAAGUUGUAUCGGAGAUCGAAAAUGAUCUUUCUGAUUCCAACGAAAAAGAAGAUUCUGUAGAGGAUUUAUUUGAUUUGGAUUCUAGUAACGGGAGAUAUCCUCGAGAUACUCUUCGGAUUCAGAAUCGCAUGAAAACACUCCUCCUUCCACAUUACGAGAAAACAGAAUUUCCGUGGCAAUUGGAAUACCAGAAGCUUCUCAAAAAACCCGGCUACCAACAUCCAAUGGUUCGUCCUAAACCAUCGACAAAUACCACCAAUGCAGUACCAAAACUCACACCUCUUACCAAUAAUGGAUCACUAAUUCUCAAUGAUUUUCAAUUUAAAAUGAACGAACUACGUAAACGGAUAGAAUCGAACCAAAAAUCGACCAAUCAAACCCAAACGACGUUAUCGAAAGUAUUGGGUGUAAAAGUGAACGUUACAGGAAGUAACACAAGUAAUACUGUAGAUAUUAAGGAAAAAGUUGCAAAAAUGAGGGAGAAUUUGAAACAGAAACUGGAAUCAAGGAAAAAUUACACGUAUCCUGAAGGAACUGAAUUGGUCACCACUGAUUCUCAAAAAACAAACGAAAGGAAAAAGAGAGAGACAUACUUUGAUACAGACAUACCAUUUUUUAAGAUAACAGACGCAAAAUCGUUGACUAAAAACACAGUUGACAGUGAGGAAUCUGAAGAAAUCGAAUACAUUUUGCAACAAAAGAAAGAAGCUCGGUUGGAACAAUCCUUGAUGAAACCAUUCAACGCUGAACACAUUGUACCGCACGACCCCAUCUUCUACCUACUCAAUUUUCCCAUUAGGUGUCUAGAUCACCUCAACAGUUUGAAGGAUCAGUUGUCUCCAAUACUUCACGCGUUCCCACUUAUGCUACAAAAGUCUCGUAAAUAUUUCAAGGACAUGUCGAAAGACGCCAAAAAGGACGUUCUGGACUUUGGAAGUAAUGUAGUGGGAAGCUUCACUCGUCUAUCUCCUUCAAAAAAUCCCUGGGACGUUGUUACUCCGUCUAAAAGGAGAAACAAGCGAGAAAUAGAUAAAGAAGAUCGGAACUUAUCGGUCACAUUUGUGGGUCGUGUUGAUCCGACCGCAUAUUCGAGUACUUCAGAAUUGUAUGACAUGAUGUUAAAUAAAACCCGAGAAGACGAUCCUCAGAUUGGUUCUGUAAAUAGUAAGGAACGUCGGGAAGACGUAAAGGCUUUAGAGCAACUGUUGGGCAAAGUUUUGUGGGCUGCCGGUAGGGAUAAAACUCAACAGAAAGUUGUCGAAAAAGACAAAAAUAUAGACACUAAUACAGUGAUGGAAAGCAAAAGUGGACCAUCGUAUGAACCGUUGUAUCAACUGGCAUACGAAAGUUAUGAUCCUUACGAGGAAGAUUCUGAAACUGACAACGUUUCUAAUAACGAAAACGAACACCAAACAAUUUUGAAAAGUGACGUUGUACUAAAAGAACCCCUUGUUCAACACUCUAGGCGAAAAAGGGCGAUUUUUAAGCUUGUGGACGAAGAUGAGAUCGGCGAGUAUUUGAAGGAGAAGUUUUCAUCCUUAGAAGACGUUCCAGAAUUUUCAGACGAGUAUCAUCUGCAACGACCUGAACCAACAGUACUACGGUCCACAAAAUAUGCAAACAAAGAAACCGAUUCCUCAAAGAACAAAAUUGUUCUCGAAAGGAUUGUUCCCAAAAUUAUAAUAGACGAUAAUGGGAGACCCUUUGCUGAAAUCGACGGAAUGAAACGGCCUCUUUUCAACACACUGAAGAAACCAUUAAAAUCUAGCUCGAAAUCGCCAAUAGUCGGAAGCAACCAUCAAAAUGCUCAUACCAAAGACGGUAGCCUGUCGUCCGUUAUAGCGAAAGCUAAGAGAUAUACUAAAGACGGUGAAAAUUUCUUGCCAGGAUAUUCUCAUGAUACAAAUGUACACACGAAAACUAUAAAGAAUCGAUUAAGUCAAAUUUUGGACUAUAUCGAGACCCUUCUUCACUGGGACUUCGAAGACGACGUGCACAUUUACGAAGAUCUAUUGGAACUCCAAAACAGAAAAGAGGCUGUUAUAAGAAAUUGGAAGAUGCUUCUCGUUCAAAAUAGACACAACAUUGUAAAUGAGAAAAUCGUUCUUUUGAAAACUCUGAAGAAGAUUCAAGAACUGAAAGACAGCUCCAUGGCUCACAUAGUCGAUAAACUGCACGAAGGUCAUUCAUUUAAUACCAGAACGUUUAUAAAGUUCCUUAUCAUGCUCCAGAAGCUUCAUUGCCUGAUCGUGAAGGUUGCCGAAGAAUUUUCUGACAGCCUCCACAUUGGCAAAUUUGAUGUAGAUAAGGAAAUUGAAUUUGUCGAUUAUUUGCAAAACAUCGAAUUCUUCGAUUGUGAAAAUCAAGAAGAAAUCCGUGAGGUACUGGAGAAAGAAAGGGAUAGUGAACUGGAAAGAGAAAUAGCCAUGCUGGAAGACCUCAAGCAGUGUUUAGCCUUAGCCCAAAAUGACAAAAAAUACGACCAUUUAAUAUUUGAGGAGGCUAAACUCCUUUGGGAAUUCAAAAACAUUGAAAAACUACAACAGGAGUCCUUAGCGGAAAUGAAUAAAAAAUUAAAAGCUGGAUUAAAGAUUAGGAAAGAGCUUAAGAUAUUAUUUGAUUUGCAAAAACAGUACGACAGUUGUGAAGAAAAACAUGCCAUUUUAAUAGACGAAAUAUUAAGGGAUGGCGGAAAGAAAUCAAAAACAAUCCGUCUACAGGACGAGAAGUUGGAGGAACUCAACUUGCUGGGGUCGAAAAAGCAAAAAAUGAAUAAAAUCAAAAAACAUCAAACCACACUUAAACCAAAACAUAACAGUUUAUCACUGCUAAGUAACAAUAAUCGCAGUCCUCAUAGAAAAACGUUCCCCAGCGAAUUUAUUUUUGAUAAUUACAGAUAUAUAAGAGAAAAAAAUUAGAUUUUUAUUAAACGAUUUAGAUGCUGUUCUUGUUUGUUACUCGUUUGUUACAUAAAACAAAAUAAAAACAAAUUUAUAUCAAGUUACACUGAGCUCUGAACGUCUUGCAAACUAAUUUUUGUUUGUUUUAGGUCUUAAUAGGGUAAAUCGGGGUCAAACUUACAUAACAGAGCGAAAACUUGACAUAAAUUUACCUUAAUGUUAACCAGAAAUAUG
This is a messenger RNA of Agrilus planipennis (emerald ash borer), 4648 nucleotides long. RefSeq lists its product as uncharacterized. The record is from RefSeq and is a predicted model, not a curated record. The transcript is spliced from 4 exons. NCBI's taxonomy places the organism in Eukaryota, Metazoa, Arthropoda, Insecta, Coleoptera, Buprestidae. The coding region runs from base 266 to 4432 and encodes 1388 amino acids.